This is a messenger RNA of Punctularia strigosozonata HHB-11173 SS5, 2629 nucleotides long. Its product is annotated as 18S rRNA biogenesis protein. Bases 10 to 1098 code for a protein of 362 amino acids. NCBI's taxonomy places the organism in Eukaryota, Fungi, Basidiomycota, Agaricomycetes, Corticiales, Punctulariaceae. Gene Ontology annotation, biological process: ribosome biogenesis; endonucleolytic cleavage of tricistronic rRNA transcript (SSU-rRNA, 5.8S rRNA, LSU-rRNA). The transcript has 10 exons. Gene Ontology annotation, cellular component: nucleolus. The record is from RefSeq and is a predicted model, not a curated record. Gene Ontology annotation, molecular function: RNA endonuclease activity.
AAUCGUACAAUGGCCCAUACUCCGAAUUUGCGACAUUUCAGCGGACACGAGUACCUGAGACAACGACUUGUUUUGUCUAUUCUGAGCGGGAAGCCCGUGAAGAUUGACAAAAUACGCCCGGACGAUAAGGACCCAGGUCUCAGGGAUUACGAAGUCAGUCUAUUACGCCUGCUCGAGAAGGUCACCAAUGGAACUGUAAUUGAAAUCUCCUUGACGGGCACCGCUAUCCUCGUCAAGCCAGGGAUCAUAGCCGGAGGUACUGCUGUUCACGACUGUCCCUUGUCACGAUCAGUCGGCUAUUUCUUGGAGCCUAUGGUCAUGAUAGCACCUUUCGCAAAAAAGCCGCUGCAGCUCACGCUCCGGGGAAUCACUACGGACGACAAGGACCUCUCUGUCGAUCUCAUACGGACGGUAACCCUACCUCAUUUGCAACCAUUCGGCAUCUCCGAAGGAUUGGAGUUGCGGAUCAAGAAGCGAGGGGCCCCUCCACUAGGCGGAGGAGAAGUACAAUUCUUGUGUCCCAUCGUUAAGCAGGUCAAGACACUCAAUUUUGUGGACCCCGGACGGAUCAAGAGAAUACGAGGGAUUGCGCAUGCCGUCCGUGUCUCCCCACAGUUCUCAAACCGAAUGAUCGAUGCUUGUCGGUCGGUUCUCAACCGGUACAUACCGGACAUAUAUCUCUAUUCCGAUGUGUACAAGGGCGAGGAAAGCGGCAAGUCACCGGGAUAUGCUCUUAGUCUCCUUGCAGAAUCAACAACAGGCGCAAUUCACUGCUCCGAAGCUGUGUCCAAACCCGGCGCAGCGCCUGAGGACGUGGCACUCAUCGCUUCUCGUGCUCUGCUUGAGGAGAUCCGACGGGGUAGCUGCGUCGACCGCCAACACCAAAGCUUUGCUCUAUUGUUCAUGGCGCUUGGCAGCGAAGACGUCGGCCGGUGUUGCAUGACCGAGCCAACGGAGCGAACUAUACAGUUCAUGCGCGACUUGAAGGAGUUCUUCGGAACGAUAUUCAAGAUUGUCCCGUCCGAGGAGGGUUCAGACCAGCUCCGAUACUCUUGCGUGGGAUGUGGAUAUAUCAAUGCCAACCGAACAUUAGCGUAGUCCGUCGACACCAUCGCGUUACCUCGAGUCGCACGGCAUGGAAGCGAGCCAUGGAGAAAGCCCCAGCCUUGGACGGUGGACAUGAACGACAUGAACGAGCCGUUGCUGUUCGCGAUAUUCAUUGUUGCCCAGGCAGGACCAACAUAUUGUCCUAUCGUUGCCGGAGUCGCCAAAGGCGGAUUAUUAGGCACAGACUGCCACUCUCUGCAACUUUGCACUUCUUUCUCGUCCCCGUUUGAAGUGCAGCGUCGGAGUUUCGUAGCGUAAAAUGUCGCGCCGAGUAGAUAUGCGUCCCAUCUCAACGUGGAGGCGUUUGCACAAAACAUCAGUCCUUUCGUGCCGUUCUUCGUCGCCGCUUCACCCGCUCAGCCAGGCUGGGUGCAGCGUCGUCAGCCGACCCCAACGCUACGACUUCGGUUUUUUCAUGCUUGACCGAAUUGUCGAUGGUAGGGACCGGCAGCGCAUCAUUUUGCCCCGGUUUCCUCUUGCGCUUGUUCGCUGACACAGGGCUCAUCGGAGCCAGCUCAGUCGGCGUCUCCCUUGUCGGCGUUGAGGUUGGGGUUGGCAGCCCAUAGGUGGAGAACGCCUUGAGAUCUGACGUGAACAGCACCGAAUGCGCCCAUCCGGCAUAAUCUCCCCAUGUUGCCGCCAGUUUCGUGUUCACCUCGUCGUACAGUUUCGACGUCAUGCUGGUCUUGGUUUUCGAUCCACCAAGACCAUAGUGCUUGAUCGCAAUUUGAUGGACGUGUGUGUCCACAGGGAUACAUUCCCUCUUGUCCAAGCUCAUGAGCAACACGCAGUCUGCCACUUUACGGCCGACACCGACGAAUCUGAGCAGCUCCUCCCGAGCCUCUGCCGUGGGCAUGUGUCGGAGUGUGGCGAGCCAUGCCUCUGCGGGCUCAACUCCUGCGUUAAAGCUCGAACUCAAGGAUACCGGAUGUGCCUCGGUUAGCAUCUGUGCGGUGCGCUGGAUGAACUCCGCACGAUACCCGAAUCCGAGUUGACGCAGGGUUGCAGAAACGGAGGGAGAGGCGAGAACGGAUGGUGAGGGGAAAGGAUGGAAGACUUCGAGCUCUUUUGACGGUUCCGAACGGCUCUGAUCGCUUUCGGGGUCUGGUGAAGGAGGUGCCCAUGAGGAUAGGGGCUGUGACGGAGGGGGAAGGGAUAGCAAAGCAGGUGAAUAGUGUCUGCACAUCGACUUCACCAUUCCAGUGAUGCGUGAGAUAUGAUUGUUCGACGAACAGAUAAAGGAGACUAGGUUCUCCCAAGGAUCCUGUCGCAACAUGCGUAUGCCAGAGAAUCGUGUCUGGAUCAUCUUAAACACCGGGUCGCGCUCAGCCCACUCUUCGUACAACAUUUCCAGGUCGACGUGGAGCUGGAAAUAAUCUCUGACCCAGGCCAACGUCGUCGCAUUCCUUUCCUCAUGCUCCAUAGGGCUGUUGGCCGGUUGAGGGAAGUGCGCACAAUAGUACAGUGUUUUAGGUGUCUGACGGAGACAGACCACACGGUCUCGCAAGCAUAGACGGUAUUC